Molecule: messenger RNA, 2790 nt
Organism: Myotis myotis
Lineage: Eukaryota; Metazoa; Chordata; Mammalia; Chiroptera; Vespertilionidae
Product: tetratricopeptide repeat protein 30B
Exons: 1
Coding region: 213-2210 (665 amino acids)
Biological process (GO): intraciliary transport
Cellular component (GO): axonemal microtubule; intraciliary transport particle B
Molecular function (GO): intraciliary transport particle B binding; protein binding
Source: RefSeq, a predicted model, not a curated record
ACUACCAGGAGGGGAUUCCUCUCUCUUCCCAAUUCAUUUCCUCCGCUAGUCGUCUUCCAGGACUGUAUCAGUACUCGAGAGACUCUGUUCAGUGAUUCCUUUAUAUUGCUAACGGUCUCCUUCCGUUGCAAGGUAAUAUCCGAGCUAGGAGUUUUCCGUUUCCGGUUGGCUUAUUGCCUUGGAAACUGGGACGCACAGGCAUCUUGGCGGUUAUGGCGGGGCUGGGCAGUACGCCGAUCCCCGACGGGGAGUUCACCGCGGCCGUGUACCGGCUCAUCCGGGACUCCCGCUACGCCGAGGCGGUGCAGCUGCUGGGCAGGGAGCUGCAGCGGAGCCCGAGGAGCCGCGCCGGCCUGUCGCUGCUGGGCUACUGCUACUACCGCCUGCAGGAGUUCCCCAUGGCUGCCGAGUGCUAUGAGCAGCUGAGCCAGCUGCACCCGGAGCUGGAGCAGUACCGCCUGUACCAGGCCCAGGCGCUGUACAAGGCCUGCCUUUAUCCCGAGGCCACCCGGGUCGCCUUCCUCCUGUUGGACAACCCCGCCUACCACAGCCGGGUCCUCCGUCUCCAAGCUGCUAUCAAGUACAGCGAGGGCGAUCUCCCCGGGGCCAGGAGCCUGGUGGAGCAGCUUCUGAGUGGGGACGGGGGUGAAGACGGUGGGGGUGAGAACGAGUCAGAUAGCCAGGUCAACCUGGGUUGUUUGCUCUACAAGGAGGGACAGUAUCAAGCUGCAUGUUCCAAGUUCUUUACAGCCCUGCAGGCCUCGGGCUACCGGCCUGACCUUUCCUACAAUCUGGCUUUGGCCUAUUAUAGCAGCCGACAGUAUGCCUCGGCUCUGAAGCAUAUUGCAGACAUUAUUGAGCAUGGCAUCCGCCAGCACCCAGAGCUAGGUGUGGGCAUGACCACGGAGGGCAUUGAUUUUCGCAGUGUUGGCAACACUUUAGUUCUUCACCAGACUGCACUGGUGGAAGCCUUCAACCUUAAGGCAGCCAUAGAAUACCAACUGAAAAACUAUGAGGUGGCCCAGGAAACCCUCACUGACAUGCCACCAAGGGCAGAGGAAGAGUUAGACCCUGUGACCCUGCACAACCAGGCGCUGAUGAAUAUGGAUGCCAGGCCUACAGAAGGGUUUGAAAAGCUACAGUUUUUGCUCCAACAGAACCCCUUCCCCCCAGAGACCUUUGGCAACCUGUUGCUGCUCUACUGCAAAUAUGAGUAUUUUGACCUAGCAGCCGAUGUCCUGGCAGAGAAUGCCCACUUGACUUAUAAGUUCCUCACACCUUAUCUCUAUGACUUCUUAGAUGCCAUGAUUACUUGCCAGACAGCUCCUGAAGAGGCUUUUAUUAAGCUGGAUGGGCUAGCCGGGAUGCUGACUGAGCAGCUCCGGAGACUCACUAAACAAGUGCAGGAAGCAAGACACAAUAGAGAUGAUGAAGGGGUCAAAAAGGCAGUGAAUGAAUAUGAUGACAUCCUGGAGAAGUAUAUUCCUGUAUUGAUGGCCCAGGCAAAGAUCUACUGGAACCUUGAAAAUUAUUCAAUGGUAGAAAAGAUCUUCCGCAAAUCUGUGGAAUUCUGCAAUGACCAUGAUGUAUGGAAGCUGAAUGUGGCUCAUGUUCUGUUCAUGCAGGAAAACAAAUACAAAGAAGCCAUCGGUUUUUAUGAGCCCAUAGUCAAGAAGCAUUAUGACAACAUCCUGAAUGUGAGUGCUAUUGUAUUGGCUAACCUCUGUGUUUCAUAUAUUAUGACAAGUCAAAAUGAAGAAGCUGAGGAGUUGAUGAGGAAAAUUGAAAAGGAGGAAGAGCAGCUCUCCUAUGAUGACCCAGAUAAGAAAACCUACCAUCUCUGCAUUGUGAAUUUGGUGAUCGGGACACUUUACUGUGCCAAAGGUAAUUAUGACUUUGGGAUUUCUCGAGUUAUCAAAAGCUUGGAACCUUACAAUAAAAAACUGGGAACUGAUACCUGGUACUAUGCCAAAAGAUGCUUCUUGUCCUUAUUAGAAAACAUGUCAAAACACACAAUCAUGCUUCGUGACAGUGUUAUUCAAGAAUGUGUGCAGUUUCUAGAACACUGUGAAGUUUAUGGCAGGAACGUGCCUGCUGUUAUUGAACAACCCCUGGAAGAAGAAAGAAUGCAUAUUGGAAAGAAUACAGUCACAUAUGAAUCCAGACAAUUAAAAGCUUUGAUUUAUGAGAUUAUAGGAUGGAAUAUGUAGUUAUGUCUGUUAAUGGGCAUGUUUGUUAUCUAUAUAUGGUAUUCUCUUUUGUCUGUAGUUGUCCUUUGGUUUCUUUACAUUUGUUGAAAUUUUUAUCCUUUAAAAGUUAAAAUAAUAUAGCUGUAACUUUUCUUUUUAAUAAUCUCAUGAAAUGAAAUGUAAUAAAAGAACUUGAACCCUAGAAGUGUAUGAGAAAAUUCAAAAGUGAAUGAGGAAAUUGUGUUUAAUAGUAUUUCUAGUGCCUGUGUUCCCUAUCCUUGUGCUUUGGUAUAUCCUGAGGGAACCCUCCAUGACAAUAUUACAUUAUCCACGGAAUAGGCACUAUUAAGUCCAGGAUUCCAUUAAUGUGUAGGACAUCUGGGUAUUAAUAAUCAUUUCAAGAAUAUAGUGUUGUAUUCCAACAUUAACCCUUAUAAUUACAUUAAUUUAUAAUGCAUACAUUUUGCAUAGACCUUCUAAGUGGGAUUUUUUUGUUGUUGAUGAUGAUUUUUGUUUGGUUGGUUUUUACUAUGCAAGACUCGGGGAAUUCUUGUGCCAUAACAAAAUUGUGGUGCUAUGGUGCGGAGACAAUAAACAACUG